UGCUCACUGCUUUUGAGGUUUAUCUUUUCUCUGUUGGCAGCUAUUUAUGAUUAAUUCUCUUUUCGUUUUAUUUAUUUUCUAUUUAGUGGUUCGCUGCCUUGGUUUUAUUGUUCUUUUUGUUUGCGGUGCCUGUCAUGGCCCACCGUCUGUGAACUCGUCCUGCUCGCGUUGGAACAGAAGGAGCGUUGUGAUUGGCUGAGAGGACGUUGGGGUAGUGUGACGUAGGUCGUAAACAAGGAAGUGGAACGUGAACCCGCUCGCCAACACAUUUCAGCGUGCGCCUCAACUUUGAUGAACACAUAGCGGAGACACUCACCAAGUGGUUGCGUGGCCGUGAACGGUGACGCGAGCAUGUCAUCCGGGUUCCCCACGCCCGUUUACUCCCACGCGGGACGGGGAGACUUCCGCGAUGUUUACGAGCCGGCGGAAGACUCCUUCCUCUUGAUCGACGCCCUGGAGAAGGAUGCAGAGCUGCUGCAGCACAUGAGCCCACACGUGUGUCUGGAGGUGGGCAGCGGCUCUGGAGUGGUGUCCGCUUUCCUGGCGUCGGUGGUCGGACCUUCCACUCUCUAUCUUUGCACCGACGUGAAUCCUGCAGCUGCGCGGUGCACAGCAGCGACGGCGUCCUGCAACAAGGUGUCACUGCAGCCCAUCCUCACAUCCUUGGCACAGGGUCUUCUGCCCCGCUUAGGUGGGGAAGUGGACGUCCUCCUCUUCAACCCUCCCUAUGUGGUCACGCCUUCGUGGGAGGUCGGCAGCACCGGCAUCGAGGCCGCUUGGGCCGGCGGGAAGCGAGGUCGAGAGGUCACCGACAGACUCCUGCCCGUGGUGGCGCAGCUGCUCUCCAGCAACGGGUUAUUCUACCUCAUUACCAUCGCGGAGAAUGAGCCAGAGGAGAUCAUCCGCCUCCUGGGCAAACACGGCUUGAAGGGGGAGACGCGCAUGUCGACGAGAGCUGGCAACGAGAGGCUGUCCGUCCUGCGCUUCAACAGGAGCUGACCUCGCAUCCCCUGAAAUGACAAAGGAAGGUUCCUCUGAAGAACAAACACUUAUUGUGCAAGGACUUUGGUGAAUUAGAAAAAUAAAAAAAUGCCUCAUCGUUC
This is a messenger RNA of Pseudoliparis swirei, 1103 nucleotides long. It is a transcript of the gene hemk2, whose product is annotated as N-6 adenine-specific DNA methyltransferase 1. Gene Ontology annotation, cellular component: eRF1 methyltransferase complex. The record is from RefSeq and is a predicted model, not a curated record. The transcript is spliced from 6 exons. Gene Ontology annotation, molecular function: nucleic acid binding; protein methyltransferase activity; S-adenosylmethionine-dependent methyltransferase activity. Gene Ontology annotation, biological process: methylation. Bases 352 to 999 code for a protein of 215 amino acids. NCBI's taxonomy places the organism in Eukaryota, Metazoa, Chordata, Actinopteri, Perciformes, Liparidae.